AUGUUUGUCAAUACAAAUAACAGCGUUUAUGUCGCUAGUUAUUCGAAUGGGAUAAUUCAAGUGUGGCUUAACGGAAGUACCACACUUACAGGCAGUUACUCGGGUGGCUUAUCCCUGCCUUAUAGCGUUUUCGUUACGGACAAUGGUGAUGUUUAUGUCGACAAUGGCAACGCAAAUUAUCGAGUUGAUAAAUGGGGAUGGAAUUCAACAAGUAGUGUUCCAGCAAUGUAUACGUGUGGACAAUGCUACGGUCUCUUUGUCGAUAGCAAUAAUAUGCUUUACUGCGUAAUGGGUGCGUAUCAUCAAGUUGUCUCGAAGUCAUUAGAUACACGUUUAAAUGUAUGGAAUAUUGUCGCAGGUACAGGUACAGCUGGAUCAACAUCGGUUACACUUAAUAAUCCAUGGGCAAUCUUUGUUGAUAAUAAUUUAAACUUAUAUGUGGCUGAUUAUUCAAAUAAUCGAAUUCAAAAAUUUGCAUCAGGACAAUUAAAUGGAACAACAAUAGGAACAGGAGCUAUUAUAUUGGCUGGUCCAACUUCAGUUAUACUUGAUGCUGAUGGAUAUAUCUUUAUUACUGAUAUGAUAAAUCAGCGCCUUAUUGGCUCAGGACCUAAUGGGUUUCGAUGUAUAGCAGC
This is a messenger RNA of Adineta steineri, 635 nucleotides long. NCBI's taxonomy places the organism in Eukaryota, Metazoa, Rotifera, Eurotatoria, Adinetida, Adinetidae. The record is from the annotation of a GenBank genome assembly.